GCCACAGGCCACAUCUCAGCCGGUACCCAGCGCCGCCGAAGUGCCUCCUCAGGACAUCUCCAGGUUGCUGCCCGAGGCGGGGCGCCAAGACAGGGACUGCAGGCGCAGACCCCCACUCGGGGUCUCCCAGGCACAGACCCCCGCUCUGCCACAGGUUGAGUCUUGCCUCCUGCAGAAGUGACCCUUGUGAUCCUGCCCUGCGUCGGGUCCCUGGAUGCCCCUACAGCCUCGUUCUAUGACUCGGUCUCCAUUUGGCUGGCUGUGGGGACAAGCUCGGAGGGGCUGCCUGGGUCUCAGUGUGGUGGCAGCCGGCUCUCCAGCCACCAUGGCAGAUGCUGGGAACUGAGAGGACGGGCUCUGUGGCCUCAGCCAGGGGGCACUCAGGACGUGAUGGAGAACAAAGCCAUGUACCUGCACACCGUCAGCGACCGCGACACCAGCUCCAUCUUCGAGGAGCCCUUUGACGGAAGGAGUCUGUCCAAGCUGAACCUGUGUGAGGACGGUCCAUGCCACAAACGGCGGGCGGGCGGCUGCUGCACCCAGCUGGGCUCGCUGUCGGCCCUGAAGCAUGCUGUCCUGGGGCUCUACCUGCUGGUUUUCCUGAUUCUCGUGGGCAUCUUUAUCUUAGCAGUGUCCAGGCCCCGCAGCUCCCCCGACGACCUGAAGGCGCUGACUCGGAACGUGAACCGGCUGAACGAGAGCUUCCGGGACUUGCAGCUGCGGCUGCUGCAGGCUCCGCUGCAGGCGGACCUGAGCGAGCAGGUGUGGAAGGUGCAGGACGCGCUGCAGAACCAGUCGGACUCGCUGCUGGCGCUGGCGGGCGCGGUGCAGCGGCUGGAGGGCGCGCUGUGGGGGCUGCACGCGCAGGCGGCGCAGACGGAGCAGGCGGUGGCCCUGCUGCGGGACCGCACGGGCCAGCAGAGCGACGCGGCGCAGCUGGAGCUGUACCAGCUGCAGGUGGAGAGCAACGGCAGCCAGCUGCUGCUGCGGCGCCACGCGGGCCUGCUGGACGGGCUGGCGCGCAGGGUGGGCGCGCUGGGCGAGGAGCUGGCCGAUGUGGGCGGCGCGCUGCGCGGCCUCAACCACAGCCUGUCCUACGACGUGGCCCUGCACCACACGCGGCUGCGGGACCUGCAGGUGCUGGUGAGCAACGCCAGCGAGGACACGCGCCGCAUGCGGCUGGCGCACCUGGGCAUGGAGCUGCAGCUCAAGCAGGAGCUGGCCGUGCUCAACGCCGUCACCGAGGACCUGCGCCUCAAGGACUGGGAGCACUCCAUCGCGCUGAGGAACAUCUCCCUCGCCAAAGGGCCACCGGGACCCAAAGGUGAUCAGGGGAAUGAAGGAAAGGAAGGCCAGCCUGGCAUCCCUGGAUUGCCUGGACUUCGAGGUCUGCCAGGGGAGAGAGGUACCCCAGGGCUGCCUGGCCCCAAGGGUGACGAAGGGAAGCUGGGGGCCACAGGACCAAUGGGCAUACGCGGGUUCAAAGGGGACCGAGGCCCAAAAGGAGAAAAAGGAGAGAAGGGAGACAGAGCCGGGGAUGCCAGUGUCGUGGAGGCCCCGAUGCUGAUCCGCCUGGUGAACGGCUCGGGCCCGCACGAGGGCCGCGUGGAGGUGUACCACGACCGGCGCUGGGGCACCGUGUGCGACGACGGCUGGGACAAGAAGGACGGGGACGUGGUGUGCCGCAUGCUGGGCUUCCGCGGCGUGGAGGAGGUGUACCGGACCGCCCGCUUCGGGCAAGGCACAGGCAGGAUUUGGAUGGACGACGUCGCCUGCAAGGGCACGGAGGACACCAUCUUCCGCUGCAGCUUCUCCAAAUGGGGGGUGACAAACUGUGGUCAUGCCGAGGAUGCCGGGGUGACGUGCAAUAGAUACUGAAAACGGGCUCAGCCUGGGGCUGGGGCCCUGCGCCAAGCCUCCUUCCCCUGUCCCUGGGGUGGGGACAUGGCUCAGGGCCACCUGAGGACCACCCUGCCCUGCCCAGUCUAGCACCCCCUGCCCCCAGCCCCCUUUCCCAGGGCCGUGGGGGCCUGUCGACAUUCUCCUCUUGGACAACUGCUCCAAAGUGUGACUCUGGGAUCUACUGACCGUCCCUCCCUCCCACCAGGGUCCCUGCAUGGGGAGCCCGGGUCAGCUGGCUCGCGACUUUGCCCAGCCUUCCGAACUCGUGCAUCGGGCCCCAGUAGCCGUGCUCCCCUGGGUCUGUUAGCUGCAGAUGGAUGCUGAGAAUGCGUCAGAGACAAGUGCCUCCGUGGAGAUGGGAGAUAGUAUGGAUCAUUCACUCUUCAGAUAAUUCCCAAACCUCAGUUAGGCCAAGAGUUUAUCUUCCUCUCCAGCAAGAGGCAACACCGAAUGACGUGUUUCCUCCUCUUCUCUCUGCCUCUGCACACCCUGUGUCAGUCUGGGGACGUCACACACGGCGACGCCAGCUGUAGGAGCGAGAGGGACAUGCAAGUCCCCCCCAGGAAUCCAGCUAGAUUUGGAGAUGGGGAAUGAAACUAACAUUGAACGACUACCGUGGUGUGCCAAACGCUAUCUUGGGUGCUAAAUUCAUUUAUCCACUUUGCUGUGUUGGUCCAAGGCAUGUCAGUCCGGGGAAGACCUUACCUCCAGGCAGCACUUAACUGGCCCUUCCCCUGGCCCACAGGUCAGAAGACAGAAUGACGGAGUGUGUGUUCCCAGCUGAACUUUAACGUGUCUUUCCUAGCCCUGAGCAAGAAGCUUGGGCGCAAGACGUGUGACUGUAAAGUUGCGCGCUCUGGAACCCACAGUGCGUGAGCACAAGAUCGGAUGUGACUGGCGUCCAGGCCGAGCAUCUGUGUAGGGGGAUGGUUUGGAGGGUGACGUGGGAGCCGCCCGUGUUAACCGAGCCUGAUGCUCCGUGCUCAGGCAGUCAGGAUAGAGCCAGGUCAGAGCCGUUUGGAGGUGAGGAUAUUGUACCUCCCAAGCCUCUUCCGGUGUGAGUCUGUGGUCAGGAAAACACACGCCCUGGUGCAUCCUACAGGGGUGAGAGGAAGUGAGGAUCCCUGUAACCUCCAGGAAGGGUGAGGGGCCUCGGGCCCCUACGGAUUCAUUGUCAGCCCUCCCCUCCUAGUGACAGGGAGAUCAUAGCCUGAUUUGUAAACACAGAAGAGGUUGAACUGGGUUCUUGUUCUAGAACUAGGGAUGCUACACAGUUGCACGUGAGGACAGACCCACCUCGCCGUGGGGGAAUCGCAGACUCACAGGCUCGGACGCACGAUCACCUGUCAAGUCAGGUGGGCGCCGGCCUGCCCGGGCAGAGUGGGGCCUGGGCCCUCCUGGUGCAGGACAGCAAAGUUCCCGGCUGACGGCUAAGCCAGUACGUGCCCUCGGUCGUUCAUUCUCGCUUACAAUGCGCUUGCUACUCAUUAAUGUCCCAACGACGAGAACCUUCCCUUCUGAGCGACUGCUAUGUUUACAUAACACGCAUGUACUCAUGCAUCUUUUUCCAGAGCCAAUAUACGUACUCAUAUAUAAACAUAGCACUCUUUACUACGUAGCUCAACACAUUGCAAAGUUUGCAUUAGGAAAUACUACAGGUGGAAAGAUGUCGCAUUGAACAGAAUAAAUUCCCAGCUUGGUUCCGGCGAGGAGUCCAAUUACUCCACCGAUGAAGAGCCGGGUAACUCUCUGGGCUUUUCAUUCGGGAAAACGGGAGUCUCGUUCUACAUUAAAUGAAAACAAUGUUGAAAGGCGUUUGAACGUUAAAAGUGAAAGUCUACUCGUUUACAUACCCACGUAGGCAGCCAUGGAGAUGACCAUGGAUCUGUGUUUCAGGGACUAAAGGAAAUUGGGCCUGGCCCAAAAUGCAUUAGACCAGCCUUUUUUGUACGAAAGAAUUUCAAUAAAGCCAAAAAACA
Molecule: messenger RNA, 3881 nt
Organism: Lemur catta (Ring-tailed lemur)
Lineage: Eukaryota; Metazoa; Chordata; Mammalia; Primates; Lemuridae
Gene: SCARA5
Product: scavenger receptor class A member 5
Exons: 9
Coding region: 391-1878 (495 amino acids)
Biological process (GO): iron ion transmembrane transport
Cellular component (GO): plasma membrane
Molecular function (GO): ferritin receptor activity
Source: RefSeq, a predicted model, not a curated record